This is a messenger RNA of Gymnodraco acuticeps, 1750 nucleotides long. RefSeq names its product LTV1 ribosome biogenesis factor (gene ltv1). Gene Ontology annotation, biological process: ribosomal small subunit biogenesis; ribosomal small subunit export from nucleus. Gene Ontology annotation, cellular component: preribosome, small subunit precursor; cytosol; nucleus. The record is from RefSeq and is a predicted model, not a curated record. NCBI's taxonomy places the organism in Eukaryota, Metazoa, Chordata, Actinopteri, Perciformes, Bathydraconidae.
GGUCUCCGCAAUGGUUCUUUCCAGUAAUGGUAGCAGCAGCAUGGUGAAGGGGAAGCCAGCGUGGAUAAACAACAACAACGACACUUUGUGGAUUUAAACUGCUAGUUGUAAUAACAGCCAACUGUAGUUUAACAUUUGAUCAUCUCUAAACCCGAUUAGUCAAAGAAAAUUAGCAGAGACUCCGUUACACAAUGAUACUUGAGACCUGACGACUUGGGUCCUAAAGAACUUCCUGCCGUGAAGGAGGAGGAUGAAGACGAUGAUGAAGAUGAAGAGGAAGAGAUGGAAACCGUUGUUAUCAAGGGUCCAGAGGAGAAGUGGGACUGUGAAACCAUCAUCAGCACAUAUUCCACCAUCUAUAACAGACCCAAGUUGAUUCAGGAACCACAAAGGACGAAGCCGAUCCGAGUGUCCCAGAAGACGGGCAUCCCUCUGGACGUCCUUCCUACCAAAGGCCUGACCGCUAAGCAGGCGGAGCGCAUGAUGAGGAUCAACGACUCGGACCUGCCUCGAGUUUCCACCCAGCAGCGCAGCAAGGAGGAGAGCACAGAGGAGAGGAAGCAGAGGAAACUCGCCAUCAAGGAAGAACGCAAGGAGCGGAGAGUGGAGAAGAAAGCCAACCAGACGGCGUUUAAGGAGGAGAAAGUGCGACAGGAGAAGCAGAUGUUGAGCCUGAGAGCCAACGUUCAAGGCAUGAAGCUUUAAUAAACAAACUCUGCCCACACUGACUUUCUUUACCCCGCUUUGAGGCGCCAUCAGUGGACUCUUAACUUCAGUGGAGCUGAGAAACAAGUCCGAACAGGGCGACUGACGGGAAGCCGAGCCUCCAAUCUCCUCGAAUCAUCACGAGAUGCAACUUCAAAAGAGGAAGAAAUGAACUUUAUCUGCAGUUUACCAGCUCAGGAUUAAUAAAUGCUGGGUGUUGAGUAGAAGGUAUUAAAGAAGUUUGAUUUGAUUUUGUUGUUGUGAUCAUAUCGGUUAUCUUGCUUUUGGAUAUUAAAACGCUUUUAUUGCAGGUGAUAAAUGAGAAGAUCGAUACCACUCAUGUCUGUACUGAAGCAGCCCAAUGCUAACUUAGCUUAGCACAAACACUGGAAACAAGUGUAUACAGUAAGCCAGACUCCUCUGAAGCUCACAAAUUAACGUUAUUUGUGUCAUUCGUACCUUUAGUUUAUAGAUGUUUGUAUUGUAAGACAAAUGCAUUUUGGCUGUUACAUAACUGUAGCUGGCUUCUCCAUGCACCUUGGAAGUCGAUACAUGUGUUUAAGAAGCACAGAUGCAGAAUGACAACAACAAAUAACUAUGUUAGAGGGGUAAAUAAUAAGACUGUUACUUUACAAAGUGGUUUUGUUUAAGAUAAAUUAAGUUUCAUGCUGUAAAAACAACCUAGAUACGAAAAAAAAGUGCAAAGAAAUUGAUAAAUUAAGCAAAACAAUGUACAAAUUAAAUAAUACCUCCUGCCUCUGAAAGAUACCAAAAACAGUUAAACUGCUAAUAUUUAUUUGUUGUAUUUUUCACAAUUAAACUAAUGACAUUUAUCAUGUUAAAAUUGAGCUUCAGAGGCGUUCUCUGGCAGAUUUAAGCUCCGUUUCCAGUGUAUGUGCUAACAGUCGUACGGCACUGAUAUAGCUUCAUAUUUAUUAGAGUGGUAUCAGUCUUCUCAAUUUGUCCAAAAGCAUAAUCCCAAUAAAUUACAAACUAUUCUGUAAACAAGCUACUUUAAUUAAAUGAAAAUGCUUAUUUUUCUCAA